AAGGACACGCGCCAUAGUUUUAUGCUCACCCUAACAGAUUAUAAAAGCGGUGUGGGUUUGUUUCUGUAUCAAAAUUGUAUUGCCAGUCGUAAGCGAUAGAGGCCAACACAAGUUUUGCACUUGUCUAUGCAUGUUUAUUAGAAGAAGUUUGUGCGUCUACGGUACGACUUUGGUUUUAUAUUUUUAUGCACUCAACAGACUUUCACGUCCAAGUUGAUCAUUAUUUUAGAAUUUAAUUUUCACUAGGCUUCCAAGCAGCACAGAAUAUAGACUCUAGCUUUCUAAUUGAUUUUUAGUACGGACGAUUGUUUGUUUCAUCAUGCAAGAUUGACGAAACAGCACUUCAAUUGCAGCCAGCCUUUUUUUUCGUCCUCUCAAACGUUUUUAUGUCUGCAUUCUAGUUUGGUUGAUGAGAUAGUCACAAGAGAACUGCUGACGUAAUCUCACUACAGUGAGUAACCUUCACCGAGAGAUCACAUCUUUAAAGAAACACUUUUCAACUGAACGUCUAACACUCAAGUGUUGUGGAUCACCACAUUUUGUCACAGCUAUGGCAGCCAAGAAUAAAAAGGCCAUACAAAGGCUUAUGUUUGAUCAGGAGGAACUAAGGAAAGCUCCUGUAGCAAACGUCUCGGCAGCCCCCCUUGAUGAGAAUAUGUUUGAAUGGCACUGCAAUAUUCGUCAAGAUGACAUCAUCUUCCACUUGAUUUUAUUUUUCCCUCAGAAUUACCCGUACAGUUCUCCUAGUGCAGAGUUUGUUCCUGUGGGUUUUAAUUAUUCAAGUGGAGCAACGAAACCAGGAAAAAAAGGGACAAAAAUCUGUUUGAAUAUUUUCUCUGAUUUUGCGGACAUUCACACUGAGUGGAAAGGCCAGAAAGGGUUAGGAUGGUCCCCAGGCUACACAGUGCAGAUGGUGCUAAUGAAUGUGGUAGCUUUCCUGGCUGAGACCCAAGACAAUGGAUCUUCGAGUCAUUCAUUCAAGCAAAAUCUUAAAUUGUCAAAAGAGUUCAAGUGUGAAGAUUGUGGACACACUUAUAGAACCCCACAGCCUUCAUUAGAUGAUGAAACUGAUAGUGGUGAGAGCAAAAAAGGAAAAGGAAAAGGUGCUAAGGGUAAAAAGGAAGGAGCUGCAACAGCCAAAGCUCAGCUAGCUGGAAAAGCUCAGGUGGCUGAGAAGGCAUUUGAUGCUGGGCCUGAAAUAAUUGACUACAUUUCCAAAGAAAAGUUCAAGAUAAAAAAGCCUUCAGGUGUGGAUGAUCUAUUUGGCUAUGGCCUUGCUGUGUCUGGGACCAAUUGGCGUCCAGUCCUGACUUCUCCAUGUGAGUUUAUCACAGGCAGUUCCUUCUUUGGAAUGAAAAAGGCAGUAAAAGUGGUUCACAGUGUCAUGAAAGAAGAGCUGAAACUGUUCCUUCCAUUGUAUAUUCAUCCUAUUCAUGGUGCUGAAAUCAAAGAUGAAUUUGAGAAAACUCUAAAAGAAGUUGCCGUGAUCAUGCCAAAACAUGACCCCAAUACUACACCUAUCACAGACCUGGUGUUGAAGACUAUCCCCAACCUGAUGAGUGCGACAGUAGUGGAGUUCUCCAAAGGCACUCAACAUACAAGUGACAACAGCCUUAAUGGCUACUUCGCACUUCACCGGCUUCUGCUCUGGGCAGCUGACACAUAUCCUGAAUUGCAGGAUGCUAUAGAGACCAAAGUGCAAGAGUAUGUGGAAGAUGAGAGGAACAGGACCAAGAGUAAAGUUCCAUACAUUGCUGAAUGGCUCAUGCUGGUGGCUGCUUCAAAGAAAUACCGGUGGCAAGAUGUGGCAGAUGCCUAUCUCAGUGAAUCAUGGAGACGCAACGUUAUCUGGUAUGUGAAAGCAGAUGCAAAACUUGGCUUCCUGGAUACGCCUCAAGACUACCGUAUCCGGCGAACACUAGAGGAAACUGAUAUCGCUCGAAAGCAUCUGGCAUUUCAAGUCCGCUUUUUGGACAUUGCCAUGCCUGCCAAAAUGUCUCGGGAUGAGGUGAUCAAACGCUAUGACAACAAUUUUGGUUUCCCAACGAAAGAGAUGGUGGAUGAGCUCAAAGAUGCAUUUGUCAAGAUCAACAAUGAAAUGAAGACAUAUCAAGACUGGUUCAAGAUCCUUAAACUGCCUGUUCUUACUGAUAAACAAGUGUUUGAUGUUCUGGUUGAGGCAGUGAAGUUCUCUAUUGUAAGGCCAGGUUAUUUCUGGAGCUCUGCCAAGACAGGGGGUGGAUGGGCCCAAGUGUUUGAGAAGUAUGCAGAUAUGAGAAGAGAAUCGUUUGAGAAGUACAAGAAAGAGAAGGAAGAAAGGGAAAAGGCAGCCAAAAAAGAGGAUGGAGGAGCAGAGGGGGAUAAGGAGGAAGAGAGUAGUGAAGGAAAAGGUGCUAGUGGAAAGGGAAGAAGAGGAGGAGGCAGGGGUGCUGCACGGGGAGGGAGGGGAACAGCAAGGGGGGGCAGAGGAGCUUCAGCAAGAGGGGGGAAGGGAGCUGGGAGGGGACGUAAACGAAAAAGCAGCAGCAGUGAUGACGAGGACUGGGGUGGGUCAAAGAAAAGACGAUAAUUUGGUCCAUGAUGUGCCAUUUUGAGUUUUAUCUUCAUGCUCAUGAAUAAUUUAUGUGUUUUGUGUUUCCUUUUUAGGGAUUGUGUAGCAUUAAGUUGAUCACGGCUUUAAUGAAAACAAUUAUUUAUUAAGUCUACCCUGUUCUUAUUUUUUUAAAAUCAUUGUUUGACUUUAUUGUCAUAUUGUCAAUCUAUUGUUUUAUAUAUUUUGUGUACAAUUAAGUGUAUGAUGCCAUAUAUAUAUAUUGAAUAGUUUAUUUUUACGUGGGGACGGGGCAGUUUAGCCCUCAGCUGUGAUGUGGAGAUACUCAUUUUUCAUAAUAGUUAAGAGGAGGAGACAGUUUUCUGUGUCCAAAGUCAAAGCUAUGAAUCGAUUUUAUGGUAAUGAUGUAUUUUAUGUUUAACCCUAUCCAUACUUCGUGUUUUAUUAUCGUAUCCAUACGACGUGGGGAACUCUGUGGAACCACUUUCCA
This is a messenger RNA of Aplysia californica (California sea hare), 3041 nucleotides long. RefSeq lists its product as uncharacterized. Bases 551 to 2569 code for a protein of 672 amino acids. The record is from RefSeq and is a predicted model, not a curated record. NCBI's taxonomy places the organism in Eukaryota, Metazoa, Mollusca, Gastropoda, Aplysiida, Aplysiidae. The transcript is spliced from 4 exons.